CUGUCAGGGCUGAAGCGCAACCCGCGCAAUCUGGUACAAGCGCUGGGUUUCAUCCCGCGCACCAUGCGCCUCAUGUACGUGCACAGCUAUCAGAGCUUCCUGUGGAACCAUGCCGCCUCACACCGCAUCAAGACAUAUGGCUCCACCCGCGUGGUAGCAGGUGACCUUGUGCUCUGCUCCCCUCCUGCUGCUACUGCCACCACCACAACUUCUAGUGCUGCUGCUGCUGCUGCGGCUGCAGCAGCAGGGAGAGCAGCAGGCAUGGGGGCAGAGGGGGCGAGCAUGAGGGGCACAGAGGCAGAGGCGGAGGCAGAGGAGGCGGCAGCAGUGGCGGUGGAGGCGAGGGCGGAAGGGGAGGAGGUGAGGGUGGUGAAUGAGGAGGAGGCGGAGAGAGGAGUGUACUCCAUCGACCAAGUCGUGCUGCCACUGCCAGGCUGUUCCAUUCAGUACCCCACCAACUCCACAGCACAAGUCUUCCACUCUCUCGCUGCCAAGGAUGGCAUAGACCUCUUCACCAGCAAGCACAGUGUCAAAGAAUAUUCCAUCGAGCGCAUCCCAGGGGGCUACAGGCGCCUGCUGCAGCGCCCCUCCGACUACAACUG
Closterium sp. Yama58-4 is the source of this 602-nucleotide messenger RNA. Lineage: Eukaryota; Viridiplantae; Streptophyta; Zygnematophyceae; Desmidiales; Closteriaceae. The record is from the annotation of a GenBank genome assembly.